This is a messenger RNA of Arctia plantaginis, 1680 nucleotides long. The record is from the annotation of a GenBank genome assembly. Lineage: Eukaryota; Metazoa; Arthropoda; Insecta; Lepidoptera; Erebidae.
AUGUUUUUCGUAAAUUAUCAAAGAAUUUGAUUUUGCAUCAAGGGUCGGCAGCACGGAGCUGCACGGCGCGGUGCGGUACGCGAGGCGCAACCGUCGCGGCGACCGCGGGGUGCUGUGAGCGUCAUUCGAGCAUGGUCUCUUGCCGGCCUCCGCCCGCAGUCCCGCCAGUAUACCGGAGACUCCGCACUGCGGCGAGGCUUCACUGCUCCUCUAGAAUAUAUUGACGUCGAUUUGUAUCUUUCUGACAGAUUUGGUGCAUCAGCUGAGAUUCGUAAAAAAACUGGACAUAAUCAUUUUAAAAGUGUAAAAAUGAAGAAGAUCAGAAAUUAUGAAAGUGGCUGGUGGGUGGUGUUACUGACGGCAACUUUAGCUGUUUCAGCGCUGGCAGAGACCGGAGUAGGACUAUACAAUGCGAAAUUAAAGCAAGUUAUCACUUCGAGCACACUAAAAUGGACUAAUCUAAAGAAAGAAUCUAUGAACAAUUACGUGAUCGGGGCAGAUUCUGAACAAGGGCCCAUAUACCUUUGCAAAGCACGACAUGAAGGCGACAUGAUAUUAGGUCAACUUAAGCCAGAUUACACAACUUGCGCAGUUUCUGGUGCUAAGAGUUACACCAUGUUCGAGGUGCUGGAAAACAUUGAAAAUGCUUCCUUGAUAACCUGGACGCCUUGGCUUAGGUUUCAUGCUAAACCUAAUGGCGCUGUAGUCGUAGAAUCGUCAGUAGAUUCAGUUUUCAUAGGACGUGUAAAAGCACAAAGCGGAUAUUCACAUUACAUUGGGCGAAUAGCUUAUGAAAGUACAAUUGGAAAUUUAAUCACAUUUGACGACAAAAAUAACGAAAUGAUAGAAAAUCAUGGAGAAAUUUUGAAAGAGAUUGAACCUAUAAGUUAUAAAUUAGAGAAUGUAGUUCUAGAUCGGGACACUGAACACAUACGGCAAACAGAACCAGAAGUGUUUGAAGAGAGAAUUCUUAAAAAUGAAGAUGAAAUUGCGGCUACUGACACCACUGAAAUAGAGUAUGUGUUUAACUACACCUUGUCUUGGGGUCAUGGACAUGGAAUAGCCAUUGGUUUAAAUACAUCAAUAGAAAUGGAUGACGGCACACUGUUCCCUCAAAUACAAUGGGCUAACCAAUAUACCGAAAGCAGAAAGAAGCUGUACAAGCUGGAAAAAUUUUUGGAACCUGGUACUGCUUGUAACGUAAUAUUCAGGGGCAACAUAACAAAUCGCGAUGUGCAGUAUACUGCUAAGUUGGUAACCUUCUAUAAAGAUAACGAGCCAAGAUCGAGGCUAAUGAGAGGGCAGCGUAUUGAAAAUACGUUGGAAGUAGAGGCAAUUUAUGGCGAAAUUUAUUUCAUUGGAAAUAAUAGCUUGGUGCCAACAACGACGACUACAACUACCACUACUACCACCACUACGACUACGACGACUCCGAUACCAGAGAUACCACCACCGGCCCUUGAGGGAAAUGAUGUUGCAGCCAUGAAAAAAUCCGAUCAAAAUGAACAGAUGGAUGACAAUCUGAUAAACGACAGUGGUGAAAGCAUGAAUAAAGGUACGGUGGCGAAAGAAGAUAUUAAAAAGUCCGUUGCUGGUGGGCUCGGUAGCAAACCAUCUAGUGCCGCAAAUAUCAGGAUUGUUACAUUUACCUUAUUUAUUCCGGCACUACUUAUAGUUUAA